Molecule: messenger RNA, 5469 nt
Organism: Candoia aspera
Lineage: Eukaryota; Metazoa; Chordata; Lepidosauria; Squamata; Candoiidae
Gene: NT5DC3
Product: 5'-nucleotidase domain containing 3
Exons: 14
Coding region: 63-1775 (570 amino acids)
Molecular function (GO): 5'-nucleotidase activity
Source: RefSeq, a predicted model, not a curated record
GAAACAGAACUCGGGCGCGCCGACGUUCCUGCUUAAAGGCGCCCGAGGCUGCCUCGCUGGUCAUGGCAGUCGCGGCGGCUUCUACCUUCAGGGUCCUCCUCAGAGUAGCGGGGGAAGACAAUGUGGGCAGGGCGGCGGCGGCGGCAGCAGCAGCUGCACUCCCUGUUCCUGACCUCUCCGCCGGGCUUGCUUUUUGCAGCCUCAGCGGUGGCUUAAAAGCAAAGCCUUAUUGCACGCUGGCUCCGCAGCAGCAGCCCUCCGCUCCGCCUCCGGAUAUGAAAAGCUACCUGUGGAAAAACUACAACGAGGCCAAAAGAGUCACGAAAGAUUUAGUCCCUUCAAUCAUGAGUAAUUUGUUGAAUCCGGAUGCUAUCUUUUCCAACAAUGAAAUGAGUCUCUCAGACAUAGAAAUCUACGGCUUUGAUUAUGACUACACUUUGGUCUUCUAUUCCAAGCAUUUGCACACAUUGAUCUUUAACGCUGCCCGGGACCUUUUGAUCAAUGAACAUCGGUAUCCCGCAGAAAUCCGAAAGUAUGACUAUGAUCCGAAUUUUGCAAUAAGAGGGCUUCAUUAUGAUGUGCAUCGGGCAUUAUUGAUGAAGAUUGAUGCUUUUCAUUACAUUCAGCUGGGAACUGUAUAUAGAGGAUUGAGUGUUGUGCCAGAUGAAGAAGUCAUUGCUAUGUAUGAUGGGUCCCAUGUGCCCCUGGAACAAAUGAGCGACUUCUAUGGAAAGAGUUCACAAGGUCACACUAUGAAACAGUUCAUGGAUAUCUUUUCCUUGCCCGAGAUGACUCUCCUGUCUUGUGUGAAUGAGUAUUUUCUGAAGAACAACAUUGACUAUGAGCCGGUUCAUCUCUACAAAGAUGUGAAGGAUUCAAUCAGAGAUGUACACAUCAAAGGGAUAAUGUACCGUGCAAUUGAAGCAGAUAUUGAGAAAUACAUUUGUUAUGCUGAGCAGACACGUGCUGUGUUAGCAAAGCUGGCAGCUCACGGAAAGAAGAUGUUCCUGAUCACAAAUAGUCCUAGCAGCUUUGUGGACAGAGGCAUGAAGUACAUAGUUGGAAAAGAUUGGAGAGAUCUCUUUGAUGUAGUCAUUGUCCAGGCGGAGAAACCAAAUUUUUUCAAUGAUAAGAGAAGACCUUUCCGUAAAGUGAAUGAAAGGGGUGUUUUACUUUGGGACAAAAUUCAUGAAUUGCAGAAAGGCCAGAUUUACAAGCAGGGUAACUUGUAUGAAUUUCUGAAACUGACUGGUUGGCGAGGUUCCAAAGUCUUGUAUUUUGGUGAUCAUAUUUACAGUGAUCUAGCUGAUUUGACCUUAAAACACGGCUGGCGAACAGGGGCAAUUAUUCCAGAAUUACGAAGAGAGAUUAAGAUCAUGAAUACAGAGCGAUACAUUCAGACUAUGACAUGGCUACAAACCCUCACCGGAUUACUGGAACACAUGCAGAUUCACAAGAAUCCUGACUGUCAGAUGAUACUACACGAGUGGAAAAAGGAAAGAAAGGAAAUGCGAGAAAUGACCAGGAAUUUCUUCAACUCUCAGUUUGGAAGCUUAUUCAGGACAGACCAAAACCCCACCUAUUUCUUAAGGCGCUUGUCUCGCUUUGCUGAUAUUUACAUGGCAUCGCUGAGUUGCCUGUUGAACUAUGACCAUGAUUACACAUUCUAUCCGCGAAGGACUCCUUUGCAGCAUGAACUCCCAAUGUGGUCUGACCAGCUGUGCACUGGUACGUUCAGAAUACCAUUUCUGCAAGAGAUGAUUCAAAUCAAAUAAACCCCUCUCCCAUUUUUUUGUAAUGUAAUGGUUACCAUAUUACUGUCUCGGUAAAGAAUAUUUAUUGUAGGAGCAGUUUUCUCUAUGGUAAUUGGCUCUUGCUGUACAUGCUAUAGUGCAAAUGUAUCUACAGGUAGUCCUCAACCUAUAACCAUGAUUGGGACCGGAAUUUCCAUUAUAAAUCAUUGCGGUUGUAAGUCACGUCACCAUGUGAACGGACCCGAUUUUAUGAACAUUUUUUUCUGAUGGUUGUUAAGUGAAUCACUGUGGUCAUUAAGCAAAUCCAACUUCCCCAAUGAGCAUUUUUUGCCAGAAAAUGGCAAAAAACAUUGCAAAACACAAUCACGUGAUCCCUGGACACUGCGACCGGUCAUAAAUGCAAGCUGGUUGCCAAGCACCCAAAAUGUGACCAUGUGACUUCAGGGUGGUGGUGCAAUGUUUUGCAAUGCUCAGAAGUGCUUUACAGGCCAUAAAACACCCAUUCCAAGGCUGUCGUAACUUUGGACUGUCAUUAAAUGAACGGUCGUAAGUUGAGGACUAGCUGUAUUUAGCUGCUCUCUUAUUUUUUCUAGUUGAUGAAACUAUGGUUGCACUAAGAACUGAUUCCUCCAGUUGAAUAUUUGCUGGGAUGGAAAAUUAUUUGCACAUAAAUGUACAUAUAGCUUUCAAUAUCUGUAAUAUUCAUCUUAUGUACCCUAACCAGAUGGUCAUUGUUUAGAAUUUGGGCAUGAUUUAAAUCCCCAUUCAGAUUAGCUAAAAGCAUAGCUACUGUUCUACUUUAUGGGGAAUGUAAAAUCUCUACAAGCUUUCAAACCCAUGCAGGGCUGGGUAACUUCACAUUUGCUAUUUUUUUAAUCAGAUAAUUGGAAGAUAGUUUUUAGUGGAUGGCAGACUUAAAUCCAUGCAGGGCUCACCCAAUUUUUUCACAGACUGCUUGUGUUUUCCUCAGACAGCCAGGAAAAGCUUCAAGUAGAAAACCAGAUUGCACUGCUUGCACUGAGCUGAUCUGAGUUUUUGUCAUACAGAUUUCCAGCCAGUGAAAAUUGACAGAAUAGUGACAAAAAGUUGGCUGUAGAAACACUACAAAAGCAUCACAAAUGUAGAAACAGAAAAAUGCAUCUAAAGUGUGUUCAAAGUGAACAUUUUUAUAAUAUGUAACAGAUCUGUAUGAAGAAUUAAUGGAAGAUAUGGACAUAGAGUAAAGCCUUAUAGCACUGGACACUUUAGUAGAAUGUCAUCAUGUACUUUGUCUCAGACAUGUAUUUUACAUACUGAGGCUGCAAUCCUACGCUCACUUUCCUGGGAAUAAGUUUCAUUGAACGCAAUAAUAUUUUAGGAGAUGUCUAAUAGUGUUAUUGGCUUGUCUUCAUGGUAAGAGCGAAACAGUCACAAUUUUAAAGUUCUCUUCCAGGAUGAUAAAAAAAAGAAAGCUUUUCUUUCAUUUUUUAUUCUUAUUUUAUUCUUAUUAUGGAAGUGAGGCUAUGAAUUUAAAGGGCAAAUAGGCUAAAUGUUCAUGGGUUUCAAGUCAGUUCUAAAUGUGCUUACUGAGCAGUAAGUCCCACUGCUUUUAACAGGACUUCAACUGGUAUCUAUUAUAUUCAUUUCUUUGGUUCAAUGGUCAAACAAAUUAUGUAUUAACUUACUGUAAAUACUUAAGCACAUUACGUAUUAAUGUGCUCUUGAGCACAUCAAUAAAACCUUAAAUAGCAACACUAUUUCUAUGCUGAUAAUGGAACAGUAAUAUAGCAAGAACUUUGACUUAAUAGUCCCCUUGCUAGUAAGCUGCUUCAACUAAUGGAACAACACAAACUUUUUUUAAAAGCUGUUUUGAUAGCCCAUAAAAAUCUAAAUGUUAGAAGUUGGUAGUUAAUAUGCCAGUUUAAAUCUAAACAGUAAAGUGGUAUAGUAACUGUUGUCUGGUUACUAAAGAAAUUAUUCAAUCCUAAAACGGUUUAAUUUGCAAUUCCAGUUGUUUCUAAACAUGCUGGAAGUUUCUAAAAUGCUUAAAGGAGUAGAGUACAAUUUUCAUGGGCAUUGCAGUUCAUCUAUUUUGAUCACCUUGAAAUACUACAUUCCUUAAAAUAUUUACAAAAACUUCAUGUAUUUUAUGAAGAUAGAUAAUGUGAUAGAAAAUAUAGCCAGAACUUAUUCUUACAUUUAUUUUUAGGAAAUAAUUUGGCUCCCCAAAUGCCGCUUAGGUAAAUAUUAUGUGUUACUAAAGUUUCUAAAAAGCAUUUCUAUAUAAGAAUUUGCAACUGCAUGGAUAGUAUACUUUUACAUUCUGUGUUGUGUAAUUUAAGAACAAUUAGCUUUUGGUCCCAAAUACAUUUCUUGAAACAGACUUUCAAGAUGGGUGAACAUACCUCCUGAUUCUCCCUUUGCUUUGAAAACUAUGGUUUUGGAGCUAAAUCCCUAAACAAUUAACCCUUAAGAGAAGAACUGGUCUUAACUGCAUUUCUGCUACAAUUGCAGCUCUUGUGCCCACCUGUUUGGUGGUCAUGUCAUAAGGGUCUACUGUACUGCAGUACUAAGCCAAAUUUGCAGAAGGUGCUGAUAUUGUGAAAGAUGAAUGAAUCCACACUUAGUGUGAGGAUUCAUUUUUUUAAUAGGUUUUUCAUAGAGAUUCAACCAUCCAAACCAUACUCCCCCAAAGCUCCAUUUUCACAUGGAAGAUUUUCAUGGAUUGUCCCCACCUUCUUGAUACCUUCUGUUAAAUUCCCUGAUUAUUUUGUUUAUGGAGGCACUUGGGCUCAUCAUACAGUGCUGCUGCAGCGUUGCGCAAUGUAGACAUAGAAAUAUAUUGAUGUUGAAUGCAUGAUUUUGAUUGACUUAUCUUAAGGCCCUUUGUUGCAGAGAAUACUAACAGGCUGAAUCAUUACCCAAACAGCAUCAAUAUAGUUUGCCUUCUUAUUUUGUUGCCUAACUGUUUCAACUAAAAAUAGAAAGCUAAAUGGAAAAUCCAAAGGACAGAAUUAUGUGGCACAGACUGGUAGUUCAUAGGUUGACAUUAUUUGAACAGCAUGUAUCAGUCCUCCUGGCUCUUCUGGAUGAUAUUUGUUCACAAUAUUAAAAGUCAAAUUAACAUACAUUUUGAAAAUCAGGCAUAGUGUAAAAUCUUCUGGAGCUUAGCUGUUCUUACUAGCAUAUGCUAUCAAGUCCUGUGAACCUAGUAAUUGUGAGCGUUUCUGCUCAACACACUAACCAUUCUGAGAUCUGCUUUGAAAAAGGGUGGUUUUACUGCAGAAUAAAACUUUAUUUCUUUGUAUGAAGUACAUUCUUUGGUCCUAACUGCUGCUAUGGUUUUUUUAUGACAUAUAUUGUAAAAAUGUUGUGCAUGAAAAGUGACUAUGGAGAGCCUUGCAUUUGCAGCUACAAAAUAUUUUAAGAGAAUGUUAUGAAUAUUAAUUUCAAUAUUGGUGUCCUUAUUCUGAUGUAAUUUUGAACUUUUGAAGUUUAAAUUCUAAAACUUCUCACUUGCAAUUACCUUGCUUAUUGUGGACUUUUGUCAGUAUGCUUUAUCUGAAUACCAAAAGCAAGACAAGUUCAUUUCUCAAGACUUUGAAGACAACAAGGAAAACAACUGAUCCUUAAGCUGGAACGUCUUAUUGGAAAAAUAUUUUCAUACAUACAAAAAUACCUUUCUAAUAAUACAGCAUUGUUAACUUAAAAACCAAUAAAUAUUUUACUAGAGACA